This is a messenger RNA of Pseudopodoces humilis (Tibetan ground-tit), 1764 nucleotides long. Its product is annotated as hyaluronidase. The record is from RefSeq and is a predicted model, not a curated record. NCBI's taxonomy places the organism in Eukaryota, Metazoa, Chordata, Aves, Passeriformes, Paridae. Gene Ontology annotation, cellular component: acrosomal vesicle. Gene Ontology annotation, biological process: hyaluronan catabolic process; carbohydrate metabolic process; fusion of sperm to egg plasma membrane involved in single fertilization. Gene Ontology annotation, molecular function: hyalurononglucosaminidase activity.
AUGGAAACUGUAAGACAAAUACAAAGUUUUGGCAUCUGUGUUACCUGUAUGUAUCCUGUAGCAUCUGGUGUGGUGUUUGCCACUCUUCUAGUUUCUUGCUGCUCAUCUCUGAACAUAAGAGCUCGUCCACUUGUUUCUAAUUCACCUUUCCUUUCUAUCUGGAAUGCUCCUACAGAACUUUGUACUGAAAGGACUGGAGUGCAGCUGGACAUGAAUUUUUUUCCUCUAAUUGGAAGCACAUUAAAGACAUCCAUUGGGCAAAACAUCACUCUCUUCUAUCCAGACAGGCUUGGCUACUACCCUUACAAAAAUGAAAUCACAGGAGAGGCAUUCCAUGGAGGACUCCCUCAACUCUCACUGCUGGAGAAACAUUUAAAAAAAGCCAAAGAGGACAUCCAGUUCUACAUUCCUUCAGAUGAACAACUUGGAUUGGCUGUCAUUGACUGGGAAAACUGGAGACCUGUGUGGAUAAGGAACUGGGGAUCAAAAGAUAUUUAUAGACAGGAAUCCAUUGAGCUAGUUCAGCAGAGAGAUCUCAGUCUAUCAGAAGCUGAAGCCAGAGCUAUAGCUAAAAUGGAAUUUGAAUUUGCAGCAAAAUCAUUUAUGUUGGAAACUUUGAAGCUGGGCAUAGAAACUAAACCAAAUCGUCUGUGGGGAUAUUACCUUUAUCCAGACUGUUAUAACUAUGAUUACAAACAAAACCCACACAAUUAUACAGGAACCUGUUUAGAUAUUGAAAUAGAAAGAAAUAAUGAACUUAACUGGUUGUGGGAGAAAAGCACAGCACUUUAUCCAUCUAUCUAUCUAGAGACAGCCUUAAAAUCUUCCAGAAAUGCUCAACUCUUUGUUCGCAACAGAGUUCAAGAAGCCAUUAGAACAUCCCAUGUCUCCAACUCUAGUCAUCCCCUCCCAGUUUUUGUAUAUACACGUCCAGUAUUCACAGAUGUCUAUGAGGAAUAUCUCUCUGAGGAUGACCUGGUAAAUACCAUCGGAGAAUCUGCUGCACUGGGUGCUUCUGGAAUUGUGAUCUGGGGUGAUAUGAAUUUAACACAAAAUAAGAACACCUGUAGAACUCUGGACAACUACCUUAGGAAGACUCUGACCCCAUACCUCAUCAAUGUCACGAUGGCAACCAGAUUAUGUAGCCAAGUGCUAUGCCAAGACUCUGGUGCUUGUGCACGGAAGAAAUGGAAUUCCAGUGACUAUCUUCACUUGAAUCCUGAGAAUAUUGCAAUUCAAAUGGCAAAAGAUGGAAAAUACACUUUACAAGGGCAACCAUCAUAUCAGGAUCUGCAAACGUUCAUAGAAAAAUUUGAUUGCCAUUGUUAUGCAGGGCACAACUGUGAACCUAGAGCUGAUAUAAGUGACAUCCAUUACCUCCAUGCUUGCAUUUCAGAAGAUAUUUGCAUUCAGAUGUCCUCAAAUUCAUUUUCUAACAUAGAAGACUCUGAAGAAAAGAUCCUGUCUAACAGAACUGCAUUUUCAUUUACCUCUGAGAGUAAGGUGACAUUAUCUACACAUCCUGAAACAGAAGAUAUCCAAUCUACCUUUGGAAAUAAUAUACUGAAUAUAACAACUGCAGAAUAUAACUCUGUUACAACUGCCAGUAGCCAUGUUUUAGGAGAAAAUGAUACUCGUACUUUCAAUAGUUCUUCAUCCUAUAAGAUAAGGAUGUUUAAUCUGUUUCACUUAAUUCUUCUUUUGAGAACCUUAAUACAAAUGACCCAUGAAAGUGAGAAUAUCCUUUUCCCUGACUAUAUUUGA